This is a messenger RNA of Striga hermonthica, 1209 nucleotides long. NCBI's taxonomy places the organism in Eukaryota, Viridiplantae, Streptophyta, Magnoliopsida, Lamiales, Orobanchaceae. The record is from the annotation of a GenBank genome assembly.
AUGGCGCCUGAGAAGAGGGACUCGUCGGAGUAUUUCUUGGAGGAUGACGGAGACACGGAGGCGGCGGAGGACGGGAUUGAGGAGGAAGAAGAGGAUGAUGAUGUCAUGACGGUGGGUUCGGAUGAAGGCGGCGGGGUUUCACGCACUGGCUCUAUGGUUUCUCAACAAUGGCCUCAGAGUUUUAGAGAAACGACUGAUUUCUAUUCAAUAGCUGCCUCGCCAAACUUUGGGACGUUAUUUCGUUCAUCAGCGAUUGGUUCUUCAGCAAUGAUCAACCAAAAUGACUUGAAUGACCGAAUGCCCUUGAUUGCUGAUUACAAGAGAGGGUAUCGUGAAGAACACUUUGAGAGGUUAAAAACACCAUCUUUAUUGUCCGUUAGUUCUUCUAUGCCGACAGGAGAGUUUCCUCUUAGCCACGGAUGUAGUUUUGUUCAGACCAUAUUCAAUGGUCUUAAUGUUAUGGCCGGUGUUGGGAUGCUGUCCACACCGUACACCGUGAGAGAAGGCGGGUGGGCCAGCUUGCUUGUUCUUGUUCUCUUUGCUUUUAUCUGCUGUUAUACAGCUACUCUUAUGAAGCAAUGUUUCGAGAGCACGGGCAGUAUACUUACUUUUCCUGAUAUGGGAGAGGCUGCUUUUGGGAAAUGGGGCCGUAUUGUUAUAUCCGCGUCUUGUGUAGAAUUUAUCAUCUUGGAAGGGGAUAAUCUGACUCGAAUAUUUCCAGGAGCAUCUUUAACUAUAUUCGGCUACCAUCUCGAUUCCGUGCAUCUAUUUGCAAUUAUCGCCACUCUCGUCAUUUUACCAACCGUUUUGCUGAAAGACCUUCCAAGCGGAGUCCUUGCAACAAUCGUGGUAGUUUUAUGUUUAUUAUUUGUCGGCACCAAAGGUGGAGUUGGAUUUCACCAUGGCAGUAAAUUUAUAAAUUACAAAGGUAUUCCUUUCGCCAUUGGUAUAUAUGGAUAUUGCUACUCGGGCCACUCGGUGUUUCCAAAUAUUUACCAAUCGAUGGCCGAUAAAACACAGUUCACCAAAGCAAUAAUAAUAUGUUUUCUUAUAUGUGUUGGGCUUUAUGGUGGGGCGGCAAUCAUGGGAUUUCUCAUGUUUGGUCAAAGCACAGAGUCACAAAUUACUCUCAAUCUACCGCCACAUACUGUCGGUUCGAAAGUUGCAUUAUGGACAACAGUUAUCAACCCGUUGACCAAAUAUCCUUGA